UUGACAUUAAAGGAAAUUCGAAAAAGAAGAACUAUAAACAAUUUUCUAGAUUUUCUGUUUUUGAUUUUGAACAACUUGAAUACUUGAAUUAUCAUUCAGUUUUUUAGCAUUAUUUAAAAAAUAUAUUAUAUUUUGAAGGUUAUGCGUCCAUGCAAUAAGCUUUCCAAGCUAUUCUAGUUCCAGACGUAUACUAUUUGAACAAAAUGAAUAAAUUAUUGGAAAAUUUCCAUAAAAUUCCAGUUAUCCCAACUGGCCAAGUUAAUGGGGUCGUGGGGAUUUCAACUGAAGAUGAUUAUUCUUCUACAGAUGAGAGUGAAGAGGAAGAAGGAGAGGAAUAUGAACAAGAAUAUGUAGCCGAGGAAAAAAAGAAAUAUGCAUCUUUUAAGGUUGAUCAGGAACCAAGCACUAUGUCAGAAGUGGAAGGGGUUGAUGGCAUUACUUUCAAGAACAAUCCAUUACAUGUAUAUUCGCAGUACAGCUUCAACACUACAUCUCGGAAAAAGGAGCUACCAAUUGAUGAUUUUAAAGACAAGAUUCUGUACCAUAUUGGUACAUAUAACGUUGUUAUCAUUCAUGGACCUACAGGAUGUGGCAAAACAACCCAAGUACCUCAGUUCAUAUUAGAUUAUUGCCGUGAUGAGGGAAAAUACUGUAAUAUUGCUGUAACACAGCCCAGAAAAAUAGCUACAAUCAAUAUUGCCAAAAGAGUGUGCGAAGAAAGAGGUUGGGCAAUGGGCACAGUUUGUGGGUAUCAGGUGGGAUUAGAGAAAAAACUUUCACCUGAUUCGAUUUUAACUUAUAUGACCACUGGAGUCCUACUUCAAAAAAUAAUUCACUUGAAAAGAUUAACCGAGUACACUCAUAUCAUUAUAGAUGAGAUUCACGAAAGAACUCAAGAGUUAGAUUUCUUGUUACUGUUAAUAAGAAAGUUUUUGUAUGCACAGAAUUCUACAACUAAGAUUAUUUUGAUGUCCGCUACCAUUAAAGCUGAAGAAUUUGCAAAUUAUUUCCAAUGUAAAAACGAUGUUUCGUUCUUAGCUCCUAUUAUACAGGUAGACAAGGACAGUAACUUCACCAAAACACUUUACUACUUAGAAGAUCUUAAAUCUGUCUUCGAUACCACAAAAGCUGCGUUUCCAACUUUCGAUAUAGAUAAACCAGAAAUUUCAGAAGGUCUCUGGAAAGUUUUUACUUGCUUAGUAUCAUUGAUCGAUCGAUUUGAUUUUAAAGAUAAAUAUACCAACGAGCUUAUAAUCGGAAGUAUUUUGGUAUUUUUGCCCGGUAUUUACGAGAUCGAGGAGGCGCAUAAAUAUCUUCGUGAACAUUCUGAAACUUAUGCCCAGAGGCAGAAUCCCAAUCGUAUAAAAUGGGAUAUAAUACCUCUACAUUCAUCCCUACCCAAUGACGAACUUGCCAAAGCUUUCUUACCCACGAAAAAAGGAUUCAGGAAAGUAAUUUUAUCGACCAAUAUUGCGGAGAGUUCCAUCACAGUUCCAGAUUCUUAUUAUGUGAUUGACUUUUGCAUGACCAAAAGUAUGACGAUCGACCCUAUUACGAAAUAUAUGAGUUUAAGACUAGAAUGGGGAUCGCAAGUCAAUUGUGAACAGAGAGCAGGACGAGUUGGACGUAUUGGUGAUGGAAGAGUAUAUCGUUUAGUACCUCGUGAUUUUUAUGAGCAAAAUAUGGCGGCCUCCAGCAUACCAGAUAUAUUAAGGGCUCCGUUAGAACGAGUAGUUUUACAAGCAAAAAUGUUGGAAUUAAAUGAUACUCCACAACAAAUCUUGUCAUUAGCUAUGAACCCACCCAAUCUGAAGAAUAUUAGAAUGACAAUUCUCAGCCUUAAAGAGGCAGGUGCUUUGUUACAAACUUGCCGAAAUGAAUACAAAAUAGCUGAUGGUGACCUUACAUUCUUAGGACACGUUAUGGCAUCUUUGCCAGUGGAUAUAAAUCUAUCCAAACUAAUAGUGUUCGGACAUCUAUUCAACUGUUUACAGGAAGCUAUUAUAAUGGCUACUGGUUGCUCGAUACAAAACAUCUUUUCCAUACCCUUUCAAAAAAGAUUUGCUGCUUACCAGAAACUGUUCCUUUGGGCUGAUGAUUCCUUUAGUGAUCUAAUUGCUUUGCUUAAUUUGUAUCAGGUAUGGCAAACGUGCAAAGCAGAUGGAAGUUUUGAUGUACAUGGUGAACGACAAUGGUGUUCGAAAAACCUUGUUAGUUUAAAAGGUUUAAGAGAAUGGCAACAAAUGGUAAAGGAAAUAAAUCAGCGCUUGGAAUUUUUGAAUAUAAAACAGAUCCAUGGACAGACGGAAUUACAAAUCGACGAAAAGCCUCUUGUAUUGAAGAUGAUCAUCGCUGGAGCAUUUUAUCCCAACUUUUUUAUAAGAGAACAAAACGCAAAUGAAGUCGACGACAAGCAACUCGUUAGAGCUGUUGGAGGUCGAGAUCCAUAUCGUUCAGUGUAUCUUACGGGAAUGGAUUCUCAACAGCCCGGUCCUGUUUACAUUAGAGCUAUUAAGAGUCUCUUCAAAAAUGAAAACGAUAGAAAUACUAAUAUAUCAAUAGGUUUUGACUCUAGUAAUAAAAUCUACGUUGAAUUCAAAGUUUUAAGCCAAUACCAAAAUAGAAUGGCUAUUUCAAUCAAUGGUAGACAGAUGGUGGCCGACACCAUUCUUGGAAAGAUUCCACGCGAAGUUUAUGAAGCUAUCAGAAAAAGACAACUGCAGCACCAAUUUCAGCUACAGUUAUUACCAUUAAAAGAAGCUUGGAAAUAUGCUGAAGAAAAGGGAUUUACAAGAAAAAGUGCACUUCAGAAACUUGCCCAUGAGGAUAUACCCAUGCCCUCAACUUUUGCGGAUAGAAACUGUUUUAGUUUAGGAGCACAUAAUCCCAUACCUGGAUUAGACGUCGAAUGGAUUACUCUAAAAAUUACGGAGUAUGAGGAUGCGGGUCAUUUUUGGGCUAAUAAUUUGGAAAGUGAACCUUAUCUUACCGCAAUAGAAGAAAUACUAAACAAGGCUAUUCUUCACUCCGUUGUUUCUAGAGGUCAAACCGUAGAAGUAGGAUCAACCUACGCAGCUCGAUUCGUCGAGGAUAAUAUGUUUUAUAGGUGCAAAGUUUUUUCAGUUUCGCCCACAUAUGCUGAGGUACGUUUUAUUGACUAUGGAAACAUGCAACGGGUACCUAUAAAAGAGAUUUAUCUUUUACCAAAUAGACCAGAAUGUUCGUUUGAGCCCCUUGCAAUUGAGUGUGCUUUACAUGGAAUUAAACCUUCAAGAAAAGCUAAUAUAAGAGGAAUAUGGUCAGAAGCAACCACCAACUUCGUGAAGAAACACACUUUUAAUAUCUUAUUGUAUGGCAGGGUACAUUCUGUUGUGGAUAAGGUAGUAUAUCUAGAGGUCUACAAACGUGAUCCACAUAUGAAUAACUCUAAAUCGCUAAACUUGGUUAUGCUUGAAGACGGAUGGGCUGAACCCGCAAUAGAAAGUUAUCACUCAAGGGAUGACUCCAAUAAUCGACAAAAAGUAUACGCAUCUGACAAUCCAAGGGCAGAAGCUGUAAGGUUGAGUUUUGAUAAAGUCCAAAGUUAUGACGAUUUUGAUGCGCCACAGAUGUCUACAAGAGGGAAAACUAUAUAUUUGAAAGGCCCCCACAGCCCAUUAGAAAUGAAAGUUUACAGUUGUCUCGAAAGUUCAAAUAAUAAAACUAUUGAUGUUGAAGGGUCUUCAAUUAAUACUGUAUUGUUAGAUACUGCACCUCAGGAUCCACACACCAGGUUACUGGUCGCGGCUUACGUAUCGCAAUCGGCUAACAGUGAUCAUUUGAAAUUGCGACAGACUACUCUAAUGCCAAAUAUACCAGGACUACCUAUGUUGUUGACACUUCUGUUUUGUCCCAAAAUGAGCCCCAAAGUAACUGAUGAUGGCACAAAAGUCGCAUCUAUUCUCUGUGGUCUCGGCUAUGAUCCAAUCACGCUAAAAUCAUAUUAUCCAUCACAUGAUUUUAUUUUAACCCUUGACACAGAAUUGACGGAGGACGAAGUAAACAGAGUAAAUUGCGUACGCUUCGCAAUGAACCAAGGAUUGAAAGUAAUGGCUGAGGUUGCAUUUGAACACGCUAACCCGCGAGACAUGCUUCUGAAACAAAAAGAGUUAAAGAACAGUCUUAUGGAGUUACUGCAUGCUGACCGCAGAUCCGUUGAAAGAUCAAGUGUGCCGUAUGCCAAUGUAUGGCACAAAAAUAAUUUUGAAUCAACGAUUUUAACAUCCGGGAUGGAUGAAAAUCAAAUAUGGCCACUACUAGAUUUUGUAAAAUUAUGUAAUCGAGAAGGAUAUCAUCCCGAAGUAUCUAAAAACUUAAACGAUUUAGAUCUCAUGGCGAGAAAGAUGCUUCCUGCUGCCCCCAUUCAAUGUUAUCUGUGUCGGGUAGAAUUACUUUUUGUGCAUGAUGUACGUUUCCACCUUAUUUCCAAAGAUCAUAAAGAAAGAGUGGCAGCAUAUAAUCCCCAAUAUACAAUUAAGCAGUAUUGAUUAGCAUGAUGAUUUUUGCUGUUGCUGUUGGAUAUUUUCUGGAUAUUGUAGAAUUACAUUAUAGAUUUUACAAUGUUUAACAUAAAGAAGAUGAAUCUGAAGAUACUAACGAAUUAUAUCCAGAAAUUUAAUCUGAUGAAUGUGUUACUUAUUUUGAUAUAUUUUCAGUUGUGAUAAGCAUUAGUUUUUAAGUGUUUAGUUCACAAAGUUUGUAUUUCCAUUGUAUUUUAGUUACACUUGUUUUGCUUUUAGGUUAUUAAGUCUAAGUUUUGUUUCUUUGAAGUUACUCUUCAAAUAUAUUUUGUUACUUCUUAUUAAUAAAUAUUUGAAUUUGAUUAGUAAAUAUGAAAUAA
Molecule: messenger RNA, 4879 nt
Organism: Diabrotica virgifera virgifera (western corn rootworm)
Lineage: Eukaryota; Metazoa; Arthropoda; Insecta; Coleoptera; Chrysomelidae
Product: probable ATP-dependent RNA helicase spindle-E
Exons: 23
Coding region: 204-4526 (1440 amino acids)
Cellular component (GO): intracellular anatomical structure
Molecular function (GO): RNA binding; ATP binding
Source: RefSeq, a predicted model, not a curated record